Gekko japonicus is the source of this 3900-nucleotide messenger RNA. RefSeq names its product von Willebrand factor A domain containing 5B1 (gene VWA5B1). Lineage: Eukaryota; Metazoa; Chordata; Lepidosauria; Squamata; Gekkonidae. The record is from RefSeq and is a predicted model, not a curated record. The transcript is spliced from 21 exons. Bases 1 to 3900 code for a protein of 1299 amino acids.
AUGCCUGGGCUCAUCAACCAGACAAGCAACUGCCCCCUCCCACUCACAGCUUCGGAGGUCACCUCUUGCGUCAGUGGCUACGCCUUUGGGAUGACAGCCUCGCUCACCUACGGCAACUCUGAGAGCCAUCCUUUCGAAGGCCUCUUUGUCUAUCCCCUGGAUGAAUACACGACCGUGGUUGGCUUUGAAGCUGUCGUUUUCAGUCGGGGGGUGACCGUCCAAAUCAAGGACAAAGCCAAGAUAGAUGACUGCUACUUUGACUGCUGCGACGGACGGGCGCUGGGUGAACGUGGGCACAUUGUGCUAGAUGAGGAUCUGGAGAGGAUAGUCUUUGUGGUCAACUUGGGCCUGGUGCCGCCUCAGGAGAGCGUGUCCAUCUGCAUCAGCACCUCCUCAGAACUGCAGACUCUCCCCAGCGGGGCCGUGAGGGUCCUCCUUCCAGCUGUGUGUGUCCCCAAGGUCCCCCAGAACACGACCAACCCUACCAUCAGCCUCUCUGGACAUCACCUCCGACUCAGAGACAGACACUACUGUGGCACCACAACGCCAGAUCCAGCCAGUAAAUUCUGUUUGGCCCAGCUUUUGGAGACGGAAGCAACCAACCCCACUGAAUAUGACUUCAGCUUCUUCCUGGAAAUCAGGGGGCCGUGCUUGCUUGCAGGAGUCGAAAGUCCAACUCAUGAAAUUCGAGCGGAUGCUGAGCCUUCAGCCCGAUCUGCCAAGAGUAUUGUGAUCACUCUAGCCAACAAGCAUACCUUUGACCGGCCUGUGGAGAUCUUGAUUCAUCCCAGCGAGCCUCACAUGCCUCAUAUCUUGAUGGAAGAAGGGGGCAUGUCCUCCGCCGAGUACGAGCAACACCUGAAGGGGCGGAGCGAUUUCAUUAAAGGGACAAAGAAGGACCCCAGCGCUGAGAAAAAGACAGAAAUCAUCAGGAAACGCCUCCACAAGGACAUCCCUCACCACCCUGUCGUCAUGUUGAACUUCUGUCCCGACUUGAGGACUAUCCAGCCCAACCUCCGGAAAACCCAAGGAGAAUUCAUCUUCCUUGUAGACCGCAGCGGAAGUAUGAGUGGGGUGAACAUCAACCGUGUCAAGGAUGCCCUGUUGGUCAUAUUGAAGAGCCUCAUGCCGACAUGCUUGUUCAACAUUAUCGGAUUUGGGUCCACGUUUAAGGCCUUGUUUCCUUCCAGCCAGGCCUACUGUGAGGAGAACGUAGUCCUUGCAUGCGAGAGCAUCAAGAAAAUCAGGGCCGACAUGGGUGGGACCAAUGUCUUAUCCCCUUUGAAAUGGAUCAUCCGGCAGCCCAUCCACCGGGGCCACCCGCGACUGCUUUUCUUGCUGACUGACGGGGCCGUGAGCAACACUGGGAAGGUCAUAGAGCUUGUUCGGAAUAACUCCUUUUCUACCAGGUGCUACACUUUUGGUAUCGGGCAGAAUGCUUGCCGGAGGCUGGUGAACGGGUUGGCUGCUGUGACCAAAGGAAGUGCGGAAUUCCUGACGGAGGGAGAGAGGUUGCAACCCAAGAUGAUAAAGUCUUUAAAGAAGGCGAUGGCUCCCAUUGUCAGCGAUGUCUCGGUGGAGUGGGUCUUCCCAGAAACAACGGAAGUCUUAAUCUCGCCGCUCAGUGCUAGCUGCCUCUUCCCAGGCGACCGCUUGGUUGGCUACAGCACAGUCUGUGAUACUUCCCUGUAUGUUUCGAACCCCAGGCAGGACAAGAGGCGAAAGUACAGCAUGCUGUAUUCCCAAGAGUCAGGCAGCUCCGUUUUUUUCCACUCGCAAGAGGAAGGAAGCACUACAGACCACUGGAACUCUCCCAAGGAUUCGGAAAGCGGGUUCCCAUCAGACAGGACCUCGGGACUCCUCAGGAUUGGUGGAGACCUCGGGAGCGAGUCUGACCUUGACUCUGGGACGGAACUUAAAACCUCAUCCCGACGGAGGGCAUACAGCACCAAUCAAAUCGCUGACCGUGAGCCGUCGCGGAAGAUCCCCACCGCCAGCGAUCCCAGCUCUGCCCUGAUCAAGAACCCUCUCCGGAAAGCCCAGCUACAGGACCUCAGUCAGUUCAGCCCAGAACGGCAGCCCUGGCAGACAGAGUUUCAGGCUUCUCAGUCUUUCACUGUUAGCCCCCACGUCUCCACGCCAAGAAUACGGGGAGUCGGCGCCAGGCGUCCGUCUCUGCUGCAGCAGAGUCGUCUCUCGCUUUGCCAGGACUUGGAUUCGCCCCACCUGCAGAUCGGCACCCCUCAGACGGCAGCGGGGAAGGGCUCUGGCCAGCUGGAGGCCAGCUCGGUCCCAGGAUCCUUUUCAGAGAGCCGAAGCCCUGGAGAUCUAGAUUCUGUCCAGCAGCCUUCUUUUACCUUUGAAACUGAGACUUCAUCGCCCUGGGAGACGCAUGAUCCAGAUGUCAGCUCAGCCAGGAGUAGUUUGCAUCGCUCUCCAAGGUCCCUCUGCAAGGCAGUGGUGAAGGGGUUACAGAGCAACGAACCGGUCCAGUGGGAGAUCACUUUUGACAUUGGGCCACUUUUCCAAGACAGAAGAAGCGAGGAGGAGGACCUCUGGAAUGAGACCUUCCACCACUUGGCUGCCCGGUCCAUCAUCCGGGACUUCGAACAGCUCGCCGAGAGGGAAUGUGAAAUUGAGCACGGGUCCGGCCGACGGUACCAGCUGAACGCCCUGCAUACCAGCAAAGCUUGCAAUGUCAUCAGCAAAUACACGGCCUUCCUCCCAGUAGACCUGAGCAAUAACAGCUACUUGCCGACUGUGGUUGAAUACCCCAAUGCAGGCAGCCAACGGAGCCUGGGUUCCGAGAGCCGGAGACACCGAGGGUUCUCUGUGGGCCUGGGACGCACCCAGUCAGUCUAUGGGCAAGAUGGAGCAGACAAUGGAUUCUACAGUAUGAACACAGAAGAGAGCAGCCUGUCUCCAUGCAGUACACCAUCUUCCUCUGGCUGGGAACGCUACACUUUCCCAGAUGUUCCGCUGCGCAGUCCAUCCGUUUCCUCCCAGAAAUCCAUCGAGAGCCUCUUUACUGCCAGGUUGACCUUUAACAAAACAAGACUGCUGAAUCGAGCGGCCAAGGGCUUUAUGGGCAAAUCUGCCACCAGGACCAGCGAAUCGAGUCUGGAGAGCGACAAUGAAAACAUUGACUACCUGCCUCUCGUGUCUCUGCAGCUGGCCUGUGGCGCCUUCCUGUUGACCAAGGCAUUCUGUGAGGCCAUCAACAUCCCCAUGGAGAAGCUGAAGUGGACUUCUCCUUUUGCCUGCCACCGGAUGGCGCUCAGUCCCUCCGCCAGUUCCUACGACUCCCGAAAGUCAGGUGUGCUGGGGGAAGCCAAGAGCUCUGGAGGUGGCCAGCAGCUACCGUCUGGUGGCAACAUUCUAGGAGAAAACGGAAAACCCUUGGCUGACAAACAAGGGGAGAGUGAGGUGGGCCGGGCCCGUCACUUCUCCGGCAGUGCAGCCGAGAGCUUCUCCAAAGCCCUGAAGGCCGAGAACAAACUCUCCCCUCCUGCCAUCACCAUCCGGCGCUUUUCCUCCCCAGAGAAUGCUUUGUCACCUGAGGGGUCUCAGGCCGACAGUGGCAGGGGCUCCGAGACAGACAGCUCCGAACUACAGGCUUGGCUCUUCGACAUCGAACUCCAGCAGCAGACAGAACCGGAGGGAAUGCUCUGGGCCACAGCCGUCGCCUUGGCCUGGCUUGAGCACAGCUCCGCUUCCUACUUCAUCGAGUGGGAGCUGGUGGCGGCCAAGGCCAGUUCGUGGCUCAGCGAACAAGAGUUCCCGGAAGGCCGAAGCCUCCUCACGGUGAAAGCAGCGGCACAGCAGUUGUUUGUCCUGCUCAGGCACUGGGAUGAAAACCUGGAGUUUAAUUUGCUUUGUUAUAACCCUAAGAACGUUUAG